UCGGGAAAUCCCAACACGGGGGCGCACCGCUCAAGUCUUAAACGAGGCUUUGCCAGUUUUAUGGAAAACUGUGUGUGUGCACGACUCGAAGUCGCAAAAACCUGAAGUGCUUUCUUCCCUUUUCGUUGCAUCCGAUUAUACAAAUGGCAGUGUCGGGACGUAAAUUGUCAGAUAUCCACGGCUCAGCUUCACUAGGUUCUGCAGAGGACUUUGACAACAGUUGUGAACCUUGCCUUUUCGUUGGUCAGCAUGUAGGAGCUCAUGGAUUUUGUGUGAAAUGCCAGGAAUAUCUAUGCAAAAAUUGCUUUGAGUGUCACAAGAAGACAAAAGCCACACGGAAUCACCAGCUUCUUGAUAAAGACAACGUUGGUAAACAUGCCACUACCAGUAAAGAUUCCGAUGAAUGCACAGAAAAAUGUUCUGAGCAUAAAAAGGAAAUGAUUAAAUUCUUCUGUCCAACACACAAAGCGCUUGGCUGUAAUGACUGCGUCAUCUUGGAUCAUAGGACAUGUAACAUUGACUACAUACCUGACAAAUGUUCAGAUAUAGGGGACAGCGAGGAAUAUAUGGAUAUCAUGAAGAAAUUAAAAGAAAAAAUGAAAGAAGCAGAAGAUAUUUUGAAGAAAGCUGAAGUGAGAGAUAAAGAGAUAGAUAAAUGCCAUGCUGGUAUUAUCAAGGAAAUCCUCAACUUCAGGAAGGAAAUAAAUGAGCGCCUAGAUCAACUACAGCAAGAUAUUCAAAAAGAUGUUGACAAAAAGAAGGCCAACGAUAAAAAAAUAAUUCAGAAGGUAGUUGAUGAAUGUGCCAGUAUUUCUACUGAAGUCAAGAAUUUGCAGUCAAGUCUACAAGCUUAUAGAAGUGCACGGCAAAACGGGCAACUUUACAUCAACAUUAAACGAGCUGAGUGCAAAAUAAAGUCAGAUGAAGUAAAGAAAGCAGAUGAACAUUUAGCAAAGUCAGAUAUGCAAUACUCAUUUGAACGAAAUACUGAUCUUAAAAACAUGUUGCUUAAACGCGACACAUUUGGGAAGUUAAAUCUCUCUUCUAGUCUGGUCGUGACAACGAAGAAGAAAAUAUAUCAAGAAAAAUAUACCUUAACACAUAAAGAAGAUAUGAAUAUAAAAACACAGUCAGAUAAUCACAAGUAUACCUGCGAUAUCACAGGAUGUGCUGUUUUGUCCUCUAACAAACUGGUGCCGGCUGAUGGAAGAAUCAGGAAGGUUAAAGUUGUAGACAUUCAAAGUAAAGCUGUCAUAGAAGAGAAAGUACUUAAAUCUCAACCAUGGGACAUUGCCGUAAUGCCUCGGGAUCAUAUUGCAGUAACACUUCCAAAUGAGAGAGCGAUAUAUUUAAUGUCAACAUCCGGUCAGUUGUCAGAAGUCAAGAAGAUUCCAGUAAAAGGCAAAUGUAUGAAUAUAACUUACCAUCAAGAUCACCUCUAUGUUGUUUGCAACUAUCCUAAAAGUGUAAUGGUACUGGAUACACAAGGUAAUGUCCAGAACACUAUCUCCCUGAAUAAUGACAUAUUUAAUGAUCCACGAUAUAUUGUGGUAAGUAAUGAUUCCAGACAUAUCUAUAUCAGUGACUGUCGUAGCCACUGUAUAGUCAGUAUAACAUUACAAGGUGAUGUAUCAGCUGUAUACAAACACGAGGAACUUAGUAGACCAAAGGGAAUGGUGAUGUUAAAUGAUGGAUCAUUGCUGCUGUGUUGCUGCAGGAGUAACACCAUUCAUCAUAUAACAGGAGACUUGAAGCAAGGUCAGAUAAUGAUAGAUGGUCUAUCAUACCCACAGUCUAUAUGCUACAGUCAUCAACAUGAUGAAGUCUAUAUUGGCUGCCUCAGUGGUCAACUGAAAGUGUUCAGUAUAAAAUGAACUACAUAAACAGCACAGUAAAUAUUAAACUCCAUGUAAACAAUUUUCUUAUUACAAUUUGAUUAUCAAGAAAUCAUUGAUGUUAACUUGUGAUACAGGUAGAGAAAAAUUGUGUUAAAAAUUGCAAAAUGAUUUUGUGAAAAAAACAACACAUAAGGAUGAUUUAGUUUUAGUAUAUUUAUAUAUAUUUGUUUUAAUUUCAAGCAGCCUAUAAUGAUAUAUUUAGCAUUCCAAAAAAGUAGUCAAGAAUUGAUAACUGUAAUUUAAUGAUUUCUGAAAUGCAAGACUGAACACUUCUUUGGAUAAUCUUCAGAUAUGUUGAAUAUUUAUCUGUAAUUUCUUCCUUACAUGUUGGACUCUUAUUCAGCAUUUAGCAAAAAUGUUUGCAAAAUGUUGUUCUUGUUGUUGUAAAAUG
Mercenaria mercenaria is the source of this 2289-nucleotide messenger RNA. RefSeq lists its product as uncharacterized. The record is from RefSeq and is a predicted model, not a curated record. The transcript is spliced from 2 exons. NCBI's taxonomy places the organism in Eukaryota, Metazoa, Mollusca, Bivalvia, Venerida, Veneridae. Bases 144 to 1874 code for a protein of 576 amino acids. Gene Ontology annotation, molecular function: zinc ion binding.